Molecule: messenger RNA, 3365 nt
Organism: Haliotis rubra (blacklip abalone)
Lineage: Eukaryota; Metazoa; Mollusca; Gastropoda; Lepetellida; Haliotidae
Product: PR domain zinc finger protein 1-like
Exons: 5
Coding region: 38-2362 (774 amino acids)
Biological process (GO): cell fate commitment; regulation of transcription by RNA polymerase II
Cellular component (GO): cytoplasm; nucleus
Molecular function (GO): DNA-binding transcription repressor activity, RNA polymerase II-specific; RNA polymerase II cis-regulatory region sequence-specific DNA binding; histone deacetylase binding
Source: RefSeq, a predicted model, not a curated record
AGGACACUCGACUGUGUAGUGCAGUGGACAGUGCACUAUGAUAGACACCAUAGUCUCCUCUCCUCAAAAAACAGUAGCUCACUCCCUUCAAGGUUACAGUGUGUCAGGAGGAAGCAUGGAAGAGCCCUGGGAGCUGACCAGUCUGAGGGAAGAGGAGUUGGAGGAGUUCUGUGUAUACAUCGUCCAUGACCGGCCAUGUGAUAGUGUUGUUGGUCCAAACAGAGCUCAAGCAUCUCUUCCAAGAAAUCUAACUCUCAAACCAUCUGCAAUUAAUCCAAAUGAGCUUGGUGUUUGGAGUGUGGACUUUAUCCCACGGGGAACACGAUUUGGACCACUUGUUGGACAACUGUUUGAAAAGGAAUCAAAAAUGAACAUCAAGAAGCACUGCAAACAUUUGUGGAAGGUUUUUCAACACAAUGAAGUGAAGCAGUUUGUGGUGACAUCUGACCCUGUGUUUAGCAACUGGAUGCACUAUGUCCAGCAAACAAUACCUGAGACUGCUGGACAGCACAACUCUCUGGCUUGCCAACUGGACAGUAACAUUUACUUCUACACUGUCAAGUCAAUCCCAGCAAACUCAGAAAUUGUUGUCACCUACAGUCGUGAGUAUGCAGAGAGGAUAACUACACCACCAGUUAAAGAUGACAUGGUGUCAUGGAAACGCCAGCUGCUUGAGAGACAAGUUCCUCAUUCAUCUUCCUCAUUCCACCACUGUUUCUCUAAUAGCCAUGUGCUUAGUGAUGAUGAAGAAACAUCCCACAGCAGGAAAGACAUGGCUGCAUCAGCUGAAACAGAUCAGCACAUCUUAGACUAUAGUAUGCACAAACGUGAUGGUAGUCCUAGUAAUGAUUUUGGGAAACAGAAUAAUAGUCCACAAGAAUCAAUAUUUGAUGUGCAAGGAAAGAAAUUUGGGAUGGUAGACACAACAUCACUGUCAUCAUCUAUGAAAGACCCUGGUCCACCAGAAGCUCAUCAAAGUACAUCAUCAAAAUGUACUUUGAGUACACCAAAAAGAAAGAAUGGUAUUGAAAAACUGCUCAUGAAAAAAAUGAUGGAAAGAAGACAAGAAGUUCAUGAAUCAGGUCCUAAAAGGGGAUUUUGUAUGGCUCAUCCUCUGGCAGGACAGACAGUGUUUCAGUUUACUGGAAAACAGAAGUAUGAAUCAAAAGAACCAUCAAAAUAUAUGUCAAGUGAAAAUGCAAUACCUCCUCCCCUACCAUUCAAGGUAAAUCCAUUCUUUCCAAACAGUAUGAUGAUGGACAAGACCCUGGCAGCUUUCCAACCCUCAGUGAAACAGGGAGACCCUCAUUACAAACUUUUUGGAAGUCCAAACAGAUCAAAUCUAGGUGCACCACUGUUUUAUCCAUCUUCUCCUCUUCCUGGAAUGUUUCAUCUGAAUCAGUUGUAUCCAUUUCCAGCAUAUCCAGGGCUUCAAUCUUGGCCUCUGUACCCCCCGACAUUUCAUCAUACCUCCAUCCCAAACACUGUCAGUAGUAACUUCCAAAAGCCAAGCACACAAUCUUUAAAUGAGCAAGUACUUAACCUAAGUAAGCCUAAAUCUGACCAAUUUGGGCUGAGGGGAUAUAGAACUCUCCCUUAUCCCUUGAAGAAAAAGGAUGGAAAGAUGCACUAUGAAUGUAAUGUUUGCUUUAAGACAUUUGGUCAAUUAUCAAAUCUUAAAGUUCAUUUGAGAACCCACACAGGUGAGCGACCAUUUGUGUGCCAAACAUGUGGGAAGGGUUUCACUCAGCUUGCCCAUCUUCAAAAACACCACUUGGUCCAUACUGGGGAGAAGCCCCAUGAAUGUCACACGUGUGGCAAGAGGUUCAGCAGUACAAGCAAUCUCAAGACUCACAUGAGACUUCAUAGUGGGGAAAAACCAUUUCACUGCAAACACUGUCCAGCCAAGUUCACACAGUUUGUUCAUCUCAAACUCCACAGAAGAUUGCACACAAAUGAAAGACCUUAUGAGUGUCCACAGUGUAACAGAAAGUAUAUCAGUGCCAGUGGACUGAAAACACAUUGGAAGACUGGUAGUUGUGUUCCUGCAGGUACAGUAGCUGAUUACAACACUCUUGUUGAUGCUACCUUCUCUUUCACAAAGGAAGUGGAUAUCAGCAAAGAUUUUGUCUUUUCUCCUGUAAACAAUAUUGGAGAUGGACAGGAAGACAUAGAAGCUACCUACCAUCAGCUGGGUAUAGGGAAUUGUAGCAGCAGUGAGGAUGAUUGGGAAGCAGGAAAUGAUAUGGGGCAGCAUACAGAGGUCGGAGACAAUAAGGAAUCAGCUCUGAAACAAGUUGAUUGUGACAAGACACACAGUGCAGAUGAGGAGGCCUCAAAAACUGACAAUCCUAAAGUUUAAACAUCAAUACCACUGAAAUAGCACUAUUGUCGUCAUGAAAGAGAGACUGAUUACAACUACAACAAUAAAGAACAGUUUUCUGAUGUGACAAAAACUAGGAUUAAUUAGAGGAAUCAGAUUGUCAUAUGUUAAAAUUAUUUAUCAUACAUGAUAAAGAUUGUAGGUUUUGACAUGAUAUUGACAGAAAACAAAUAGGAUAAAUACGUAAAUGGUUACUCAGUGGGACAAACUUGCUUUCAACGUAACAGGGUUGUUAAAAAUGGGAAUAGAAAUCAAUGGAUUAUAUAUAAAUGAUGGACCAAGUUACUUCAAAGGUGUCAAAUAUUGAUAUUUCACACAAAAGUUCAAGGUUAGUAAGAUAAAAAAAUAGAAAAACAGCUCACCUGAAUAUUACGAUACUAUUUAAUUACAUUGGAAAGAUCAGAUGAGUUAAGAACAAGCAAAUGAAACAGCAAAUGUUUACACAACAUACAUUGUCGCAGUAUGUUAAUUAAAUUACACAUUUAUAUGUAAUACUAGCUUUGAAGAAGGAAAACAUUUUCCUAUUGACUGACAGGACUCCAUUGACAACCUCAACUAUUCGUUGUUGUGCUUUGGGGUGCAUAUUAGUAUUCAGUGCAUUGACAUUUCGCAUAAAACAUGGAGAAUUGGAUGACCAAUCAGUAAGCAUGACAUUUAUGAUGUGACACAUGACAUUAACUGACCUUUAGUUUUUGUGCUGUCACAUUGAAUAAGGAUGUUAAGAUGUAUGCAAAUGUAAUGUCUUUUAAAACCUGUGAUAUGAAUUGUCAAGGAAUGCCAGCUAAAUGCCACAAGAACACUUUGCUUAAGAAAUUUCUUGUGUUUAAUAUUACAAAGAGAGUAUUAAGUAGCAGUGCUUUUAUAUCAAAUGGAUAUUGAUAUCACUACUUUUCUGUAGGAGAAUAAUCAUUUAUUACAGGGAUGGGCUUGGGUGGUGUGUCAGAGGUUGACAUGUACAGAAAAUAACAACGUUUCCUCCACA